Molecule: messenger RNA, 2741 nt
Organism: Andrographis paniculata
Lineage: Eukaryota; Viridiplantae; Streptophyta; Magnoliopsida; Lamiales; Acanthaceae
Product: AP2-like ethylene-responsive transcription factor ANT
Exons: 11
Coding region: 723-2459 (578 amino acids)
Biological process (GO): regulation of DNA-templated transcription
Molecular function (GO): DNA-binding transcription factor activity; DNA binding
Source: RefSeq, a predicted model, not a curated record
AGGAGCAUUGUUAAUGUGAUACUUGUGUGGUGCUGUUGAUUGCUUAUCAAUCUGAAGUAAGUUUCCUGAAUCCUUUGAUCCUGUGUGAGAUGUUGACUGAGGUGGCCAUUUUCGUUUAGAUCCCCAUCUGGUCUAUACUUCAUGAUUUGUUGUAUAGGUACUUUAGUCAAAUGUCUAUGGUUCUACAUUUCUAGCACUGAAAUGGGUUUUCUAUAGAACUCCAUUUUCUUUGUUAGCUGCGAAUAAUAUACAGUUUCCAUCUCUAUUUUGUGGUGGUUUUAGGAUGUGUUAUGCUGGUAAUGGUUGUUGGUGACAUUUGCUGCGUUCAAACUUUUCCAUAUUCAUUUCUCCCUGUGUUAACCUUACCUAAUUUGUGAAUAAUUAACUCCUUAGCCAAUGAUUAGAUAAGGAUUCAGUUUUGAGGUAACUAAUUCCUCACUUUCACCACAAAUAAGCCUCCUAGUGGAAAGCUGAAUAGGUGAUCAAGAAUGGGAACUAAGCGGUUGCCUGGAACUGCCAUUAAGGAUUUGAAGUCUGUAAGAGUUGAUCAGAACUGACCCACAGAAUGCAUCCAGCAGUGGCAGCGGAUGUCUGAUUCAUACAAAAGGAACAGGAAAUUACUCGAGCGAGUUACAAAAGGAUGUCUGCAGGGGACAUGGCUAGCCACUUCUUCGACCAUAUUCCGGAAUUCUGUCCUCAAGAUAUAGUUCUUGGUGUGGAAGAUGAAGUCUGUGAAUGACAAUGAGAAUAAUGGCAGCAGCAGCAAUAACUGGCUGGGGUUUUCCCUCUCCCCUCAGAUCAACAUCAACACGAACAUGAACAUGAGCAUCAACAUGAAGAUGGAGUCCAACAAUGAAGCACCUUCAAAUCCCAAUCAUGACCUUCCACCUGCUUCUGGAACCUUCUUCUACCUUUCUUCUUCUUCUUCUUCUUCUUCUCCACAGCUCUCCAGUUGCUGCUGCUGUGGCGAAAAUGGCGGGGGGUUCCAUUUCCAGUGCCCUGCUCCUGCCCCACUACCAGUACCAGUGAUGCCUCUCAAAUCAGACGGCUCCCUCUGCAUCAUGGACGCCCUCUCCCUCUCCACCUCGCACUCAGUCUCCAACAACAGCACCUCUCCCAAACUAGAGAAUUUCUUGGGCGGGGGAGCAACAAUGGCGGCACAUCAUUACAGGGAUGCUGCUGCGGACGCCAUGGCUCUGAGCUUGGAGACCUCCUUCUACAACCAUCAGUACUACUCAGGGGGGCAUGGGUUCUUCCAGACAGCAACAGAGGAGGGGCAGACACAGACACAGACACAAAUCCCAUGGAUUGAUGGAGGAGGAGGAGGGAUGGGAUUUGGGGAUGUGCAGUGCUUGAGGUUGUCGAUGAGCCCUGGCUCACAGUCCAGCUGCGUCACUGUCCCUUCCAACUCUAACAAUGCUGCUAAUGCUGCUGUUGUCAUGGAAACUAGGAAGAGAAUGUUGUCUGAUUCCGCCAAGCAAACGACUACUACUACUACUACUGUUCACAGGAAAUCCAUAGACACGUUUGGGCAGAGGACUUCUCAGUACAGAGGUGUUACAAGGCAUAGGUGGACAGGUAGGUAUGAAGCUCACUUGUGGGAUAACAGUUGCAAGAAGGAAGGCCAGACUAGAAAAGGCAGACAAGUUUAUCUUGGAGGGUACGACAUGGAAGAGAAAGCUGCUAGAGCAUAUGAUCUUGCUGCCCUCAAGUAUUGGGGCCCUUCCACCCACAUUAAUUUUGGGCUGGAAAACUACCACCAGGAGCUCGAGGAAAUGAAGCACAUGAGCCGCCAGGAGUACGUCGCGCACCUCAGGAGGAAAAGCAGUGGAUUUUCCAGAGGUGCUUCUAUUUACAGAGGCGUCACCAGGCACCAUCAGCAUGGCAGAUGGCAAGCCCGGAUUGGCCGCGUGGCCGGCAACAAGGACUUGUAUCUUGGAACUUUCAGCACGCAGGAAGAAGCCGCCGAGGCUUACGACGUCGCCGCCAUCAAGUUCAGAGGCGUCACGGCCGUUACUAACUUCGACAUUUCCCGUUACGACGUCAAGAAGAUCAUGGACGGCGGCACCGGAGAGAUGGCCCGCCGAAUCAAGGACGACGACAAGCCCGAUGUUGCGGAGCCCGGCCCGAUGUGUACUGCCCAAAUCGACACCUUUAAUAAUAAUAAUAUUAAUAAUAAUGGAGCUUGGAAUUCGAUUAACGUUGUCGGAUGCGGCGGCUAUCAGAAUCCGGCGCUGUCCGCCGCGCUGAAUGAUCUGAUCGGCGCCGACUCGAGCCACGCCGCCGUGGAUGAAUCCGCCGUGCACUUUUCCAACGCCUCCUCUUUGGUCACCAGCCUCAGCAGCUCCCGAGAACCCAGCCCCGAAAAGUACAACGUAGUAUUCCCAAAGGCGGCUAGCCCAUGGCCGGCGCCGGCGCCGGCGCACUUGCCGGUCAUUGCUGCCUGGAACAACUCAUAAACGGCGUUAUGAUUCCGUUACGGAACGGCGUAGAAUGGAAGAUCCCUUAUUAUAUAUGCAUUAAUAUGUAAGAAAACCCAAGAAGUGUUUAGGUUAGGAAACUUCAUUCCCAACCAACUCAGGAAAAUUUGGAAAACCAAAAAUUGUUUAAUUAAAUCUCCUAAAUCAAUCUGGGAUCAAGAUUUUGCAAAGUAAAUUGGAGGGCUUUAAUUUAUUUGUGUUAUAUGAUCUUGGAUCUUGUUUUUGUUCAUUAUUAUUGUCAAGUGGAAAUCAACAUGUUCU